This is a messenger RNA of Thunnus maccoyii (southern bluefin tuna), 1581 nucleotides long. RefSeq lists its product as uncharacterized. The record is from RefSeq and is a predicted model, not a curated record. NCBI's taxonomy places the organism in Eukaryota, Metazoa, Chordata, Actinopteri, Scombriformes, Scombridae. The transcript is spliced from 2 exons. Bases 324 to 1220 code for a protein of 298 amino acids.
ACUUGUGGUCGCUUCUUAGGAUGACGCCAUGACGCUGCUUCCGACUUCCGUGAGAUUGAACUGUUGUUUACACAUGUGUUUACACUCUUCGUCUACGCUCUCCUCUACAUUCUGCUCUAACCUCUUCAUUUAUCUGUCUGGCUAUGUUAUUAUUCCACGCUUAGUUCACAUAAAACUAGAUUCGCUAGUUUUCUUUCUGAAACGACAUUGGCGUUAGUGGCUAACGUUAGCCUUUCGUUGUCACUCUGUUCACUAGCUUCGAGCUUAGCCUAGCUUAGCAGUUAGCUUUGUGAAUCCACAGGUGCAUCUUCUCGUCCUCCAAAAUGGCAAAUAAGUUACAGCAGCUGAGAGUGUUUGUUAACGAGCGACUGACAGCUGCGGCGGAGGAAAUCUUCAGUGCUGUGGAAAGGACGAUUUUAGAGUAUCGAAAUGACAUUUAUCUGUCCAAGGAGGAUGUGAAACACAGCGGGCUGCUGCUACUAGCUGAAGGUUUGAACCGGCAGGUGCAGGUGGAGGUGUUCACUGCAGUCUCCCAGGAGGUCAGCGUUUCUGAAGCAGAGGCCUCCACCCAGCCAACACACAGUGCAGAUGCAUUUCCAGAGCCUCAGGAACACCAGGCCAGCCGGGACCAAGAGAAACUGCAGGACCUGUCACAACGUGAUGCUGUUGCUUGUUUUAAGUAUGAACAGAGCAUGCAGCCGUCCUCUUGCUGUCAAACCCAAACUGAGACCAGCAGAGAAGAAGAGCUUCUUCCCAUCUCUUCAGCUGAGUGGUUGAAAACAGAGGAGGAAGAAGAUGGCUAUGGAGGAUCAGAAACAGCCAAUUUCUGGCAGCCGCUCUCCUCAGAUAGCAUGGAUGAAGAUGAUACCAGUGAUGCUGAAUUUACACAGAGAGGAGGAUCUAACUCAUGUUCAAAGACAGUGAAGUCAAAGAAAAGGGCAAAGCAAAGACUUUUGGGAAAAGCUCUGGUGAGCCCUCAUAUCGAACAACAGCAAUGUCUACUUCGAACCCCUGUCUCUGCUAACGUGAUGAUGCAGAUUCAAGCCAAGGCUGCAACCUUACCUAUGCAUCCAGCUUUGCUUACUGGAAAGAAGAGGAAGAGAUGCCAGUGCUGCCCUAACAAAAAGGACACCAAGACCAGCACCGUUUGCAUCAAAUGUCAAAAAUACAUUUGCAAGGCACACACCCAAGCAUUCAAAUUCUGCCCAUCAUGCAUAUAAACAUAAUAAAUAUAACUUUUUUUAUAUAUAUAGCACCUUUCAAAAACAAAGUCACAAAGUGCUUCACAAUAGUUACAACAAAUACCAUCAGUUAAGAAAAAGCCAUAAGAUUAAAAGUGAGUCUUAAGAAAGAAUUUAAAAGAUGACACUGAGUUCCACAGCUGAGGGGCCUGAACAGCAAAGGCCCGGUCACCUUUAUUGAGAAGUCAAGAUUUUGGAACAAUUAGUAGGGCUCUGCUGGUGGAUCUGAAGCAGUGAUCAGGCUCAUAGGGAGUUAGCAGAUCACAGAUACAGGCAGGAGCCUGAACAUUCAAGGCUUUAAAGGCCCCAUGAAAUAAAAAAUACAUUUUCCCAGUUUUAA